AUGGCCAAAAUGGGGUCUGGUUUUAUGUUGUUUGUGUCAAUGAUGUUUCUCGUCUCUUCAUUGUCAUAUGGUUACAAGUUUAACGUUGGUGGAAAAGAUGGUUGGGCUGUGAAACCCUCUGCAUGGUAUUCUAAGUGGGCUCAUUCACUAAGGUUUCAAAUCAAUGAUUCACUUUAUUUUAAGUAUGAUAAAGCAAAUGAUUCAGUGUUGGUGGUAAGUGGAAAAGACUAUUAUGCAUGUAACACAAAGAAUCCGAUUAAGAAGUUGGAAGGUGGAGAGUCCGUUGUAAAUUUGGAUAGAUCUGGUCCUUUUUACUUUGUAAGUGGAAAUGUUGAGAAUUGUGGUAAGGGUGAAAAGUUGUCUGUUGUUGUUGUGUCUCCGAGAGGCGGUCACAAGGAUCAUGGCCCGGCAAAAUCACCAUCAGUUUCGCCAGUUCACUCGCCUGCACCGUCGUGGAAGGCUCCGUCUCCCAGUUGGAAGGCUCCGUCUCCCAGUUGGAAGGCUCCUGCACCAGGUUGGACUGCUCCUGUUCCCGGACAUAAGGCUCCAUCACCAAGUGCACCAGGAUGGAAGGCUCCGUCUCCCAGCUGGACUGCUCCCACUCCAGCAUGGAAGGCUCCUGCACCAGGUUGGACUGCUCCUGCACCAGAUCAUAAGGCUCCAUCACCAAGUGCACCAGGACUGAAAGCUCCAUCACCCGGUCAUGCGGCUCCCGCACCAGCAUGGAAGGCUCCAGCACCAGUUUCAAAGGCUCCCGCACCAGGUUGGACUGUUCCCACCCCAGGUUCUGCACCAGGUUGGAAGGCUCAGGCUCCAGCACCUGAAUGGAAAGCUCCUGCCCCUGCAUCAGGGUCGACGGCUCCAACCCCCUCAUGGACUCCUCCCUCACCCGGAUCGAACGCUCCUGCACCGAGUUCACCUGGAUGGACUUCUCCAACACCAAGUCCGGAUUGGAUUGCUCCCACACCAAGUGCCCCUGCAUGGAAUGCUCCAGCACCAUCUCCUCGAUCAAGCGGCUCGACAAGUUUAAGCGUUUCUUAUGGUGUCAUUGUUGCUGUGGCUUUGGUCUUAGCCAGCUUUCUUUUUUAG
Molecule: messenger RNA, 1089 nt
Organism: Vicia villosa (hairy vetch)
Lineage: Eukaryota; Viridiplantae; Streptophyta; Magnoliopsida; Fabales; Fabaceae
Product: early nodulin-like protein 4
Exons: 2
Coding region: 1-1089 (362 amino acids)
Cellular component (GO): plasma membrane
Molecular function (GO): electron transfer activity
Source: RefSeq, a predicted model, not a curated record